Molecule: messenger RNA, 339 nt
Organism: Paramecium sonneborni
Lineage: Eukaryota; Ciliophora; Oligohymenophorea; Peniculida; Parameciidae
Source: the annotation of a GenBank genome assembly
AUGUAAUAAUCUGAUCGAGGAAUUGUUCAAACAGAGAGAUAAUCUUAUAAAUAAUUACCAUUAAUCACUAAAUGUAGACAAUCAAUAAAAAGCAUUAUGUCAGAUGCAGAAAUGUUAAAAAAAUCUGUAAGUUUUGAAAUUAUCUAUUAAAGUCAGUUAAUAAUGAUCGAUGUUUAAAACCUCUAGGUUAACAAAUAUUAAGAAAGGAAUUAAAGAUUCACUCUUCAAUUAUAGAAUUUAAACAGAACUUUAAAAAUAUGUUGACUAAUUCGAAAUAUGGUUUACAAUAUAUGAAAAGAAGAGUUUUUCCUAAACUAUAACCACUUUGAUUAAAUAUUA